AUGCCGCACCUUCCCCACGGCGCCCAAGCUCAGAAGCGGGCUCGUACGACGCUGUUCCCCUGGUAUGUGAAGGUAGAUCCGGACGGUGAUGCUCUUGAGAUUCCUGGCAGCGGUAGCUGGACUGAUCUCAACAAGAGCCAUCGUGACCUGGUUGCUCCUCACGCUACGCCUUCCGGAUUUCCCAACAUGUACGGCAAGAUCCAAUCUCGAUUCCCCGCCGCUGUCAAGAUGCCGAGCCUUGGGCCACUCUGUGAUGCCCUCAUUGCUCAACGUCGAUGGUCUGAUCCUUCCGUCGUCAAGGAAUGUCGAGAAGUACUGGAAAUGAUAUGUGAAGAUGACCCUAGCCGCUGGAUGGCGUACGUCGAGGCGUGGCGGAAAAAGGCUGCUGAGGCGGUUCACGAAUGUUGGAAACUUGUCGAGCAGCUUGAAGAGGAGGCAUACCCUGACAAGGGCUACUUCGCGAAUGGAGAAAACUGGGGUGCUAUCAGUCCGCCGGAUGAGUCGAUUGAAGUCGACUAA
Molecule: messenger RNA, 519 nt
Organism: Zasmidium cellare ATCC 36951
Lineage: Eukaryota; Fungi; Ascomycota; Dothideomycetes; Mycosphaerellales; Mycosphaerellaceae
Exons: 1
Coding region: 1-519 (172 amino acids)
Source: RefSeq, a predicted model, not a curated record